Molecule: messenger RNA, 1070 nt
Organism: Apaloderma vittatum (bar-tailed trogon)
Lineage: Eukaryota; Metazoa; Chordata; Aves; Trogoniformes; Trogonidae
Gene: MC2R
Product: melanocortin 2 receptor (adrenocorticotropic hormone)
Exons: 1
Coding region: 1-954 (317 amino acids)
Biological process (GO): G protein-coupled receptor signaling pathway
Cellular component (GO): membrane
Molecular function (GO): corticotropin receptor activity
Source: RefSeq, a predicted model, not a curated record
AUGGGAAGACCUUCCAACCUAAUCAAACACCCAGGGCAGACAAGUAUUCCUUCCCUCCAAAAUAUAAGUGAAUUCUCCUUAAAUAUCACUGACUGCAUCCAGGUCGUGGUGCCAGAAGAAGUUUUUUUCACUGUUGCUGCUGCUGGAAUACUGGAAAAUCUGCUUGUCCUUCUUGCUGUUGUUAGAAAUAAGAAUUUGCAUUUGCCCAUGUACUUCUUUAUUUGCAGUUUAGCUAUUUCAGACAUGUUAGGUAGCUUGUACAAAACUCUGGAGAACAUUUUUAUCAUUUUGUGCAAAAUGGGGUACCUGACACGUCGUGGGGACUUUGAGAAAAAGCUGGAUGAUGCUAUGGAUUCCAUGUUCAUUUUGUCUUUACUGGGGUCCAUUUUCAGCUUGUUAGCUAUUGCAGCAGACAGAUACAUCACUAUCUUCUAUGCUUUGCGGUACCAUAAUAUCAUGACACUAAGAAGGGCCUUGGCUGUCUUGGUAAUUAUUUGGAUGUUCUGUGCUGGCAGUAGCGUUGCUAUUGCCCUCUUCUCCUAUGAAGCAGCAACAGUCAUUCCCUUCACCAUCCUCUUCCCUUUAAUGAUGUUUUUUAUACUGUGCCUCUAUGUCCAUAUGUUCCUACUGGCUCGAUCUCAUGCUAAAAAGAUCGCUUCACUGCCAACCAGCACAGUGCAUCAGAGAACUAACAUGAAAGGGGCCAUUACACUGACUAUUUUCCUUGGAGUUUUCCUUUGCUGUUGGGCCCCCUUUGUUCUUCACAUCCUCUUAGCAAGAUUUUGUCCACAUAACCCUUACUGUGCCUGCUACAUGUCCAUUUUCCAUGUGAAUGGGACACUCAUAAUGUGCAAUGCAAUCAUCGACCCUAUGAUUUUUGCAUUCCGAAGCCCAGAAUUACGGAGUACAUUCAAGAAGAUGUUCUGCUGUGCCAGGUCAAAUUGGAACUGGUAAACAUGAAAAAAUUAGGAUUAUAGAAGCACACCUAUGGGGUGUUGUGCGACAUCAGUAUGCAGAGUUAAAAAUAUCAAUAAUUAUGCCCAAAAUAAUACCAUGCUUGUAGGAUACUG